Messenger RNA from Pestalotiopsis fici W106-1, 588 nucleotides. Its product is annotated as NADH-ubiquinone oxidoreductase subunit A. NCBI's taxonomy places the organism in Eukaryota, Fungi, Ascomycota, Sordariomycetes, Amphisphaeriales, Sporocadaceae. The record is from RefSeq and is a predicted model, not a curated record. The transcript is spliced from 4 exons. The coding region runs from base 1 to 588 and encodes 195 amino acids.
AUGUCGACGCCGACGCCCCAACAGACUUAUAUUCCCAGCAAGGUCCUCAAGACCGAGUACCCGCUCAUUGACAAUGACCCGCACUUCAACCGAGUGAUCGCCUACGCGAGACCCUCCGACUAUGUCCACGGCGCCGUGGCAGCCGCUUCCGGUCCCGGUCUUCUCUACGCCAUGGAGCGCUUUGCGCCAUCACACGUCGGACGCGGCGGUUUCGCACGAGCCAUGAGACUGGGCGGCGCUGUUGGUGCCAUCGGUGGCUUCCUCUACUUUUACACAAGAUCGACAUACCGAUUCUACGGAAUGACGGAGAACGCCCGCGAGGUUGAUAUGGACAUGAAGGAGAUGGUUGCCAAGGUCAAGGCCGGAGAGACCCUGUACGGCGAGAGCAAGUUGACUCCCCACAUGCAGGGUGUGGCCGCGCGACAGGGCAGAUACUCGGCUCUGUUCAUGUACGGCAUCCCGUGGUUCAACUUUGUCAACCACAACCAGCACGGUGUCGACACCGCAAAGUACUUCAUCGAGGCCGAGAGGCAGUUGGAGGCGGAGCGAACAGGCAAUGCACAGAGCGAUGUUGCCAGGCUGGGUUAG